AAAUUGCGUGCAGGAGAAGAGCGGCCACGUGGCAGGAACAAGACCUCCAGACUUUGCCACAGUUCGGAAGAAUCCAAACAUCAUCCUCUGUCGUUCACUUGGCUUCAUCGGCUCUCCUCCACAUCAUUUUAUUUUAACUCCACCAGAAUCUUUACGAGACUUGAUAAUAUCCCACGCAUCAACGAAUUCCAUCGUCCGGGAACUAACAAUGCUCAGACUAAACCCGAAUUACCCCCCGAUUCCCAACCCGACAAGGGUCUGUUGCAAUAACAAGCUCGGGAGUUACUACGACACAUCUUCGACCGUCAAAUAUGGCGGAAGUGGUCGGAAGCUGGUCCUGAGCGUGUCCGUCAAGGCUCUGGAGGACGAGGGCAGCGGUGGCGGCAGCACCAGCUUCCCCGGUCAGAGCUGGGAUCCGAGCUCGGAGAUUGAGGUUCCUUCUGAACAAAGACCGGUGAACGAGUACUCGUCUUUGAAGGAUGGGAUUCUGUAUUCGUGGGGUGAGUUGGGUCCGAGUCAGUUUUUCCUCCGACUCGGUGGUCUUUGGUUGGUGACCUUCACUGUCCUUGGAGUUCCCAUCGCAGCCGCUAGCUUUAAUCCUUCUAGAGAACCUCUAAGAUUCAUUCUUGCCGCCGGGACAGGAACACUUUUCUUGGUGUCACUGAUUGUCUUGAGAAUCUACCUGGGAUGGAGUUAUGUCGGAGAUAGACUCCUGUCAGCAGUUGUGCCGUAUGAAGAGAGCGGAUGGUAUGAUGGACAGAUGUGGGUGAAGCCACCAGAGGUGUUGGCUCGUGACAGGUUGUUAGGUUCUUACAAGGUAAAGCCAGUCAUCCAGAUGCUCAAACAAACUCUAGCUGGGACAGGGGCCUUACUCGUUUCUGCAGCCCUCUUAUUCAUUUUUGCGACCCCCGUCGAGGAUUUCUUCAAAAGCGCUCUAUCAGCGAAGGAGAACCUGCCAGAAGUUUCCAUUUCAAGAACUGAGAAGAAGUUCAAUAUAGGAAAAGAGAAACUGCUCAGCCUUCCGGUUGAUGUAGUGACCGACGAUGACCUGGCAGCCGCGGCUGCAGAGGCCGCUGAUGGGAGACCCGUCUACUGCAGAGAUCGAUACUACCGUGCAUUGGCUGGUGGACAAUACUGCAAAUGGGAAGACCUGUUAAUGAAAUAGUGUGAAGAACAUGGCACCGUAUAAGACCAAUGUAUAUGCUGUUUUCAGUUUUGAUCAGAAUGCCUUAGCUCUAUAUCCUGUGGUGUAAUCUCAGAGCCAAUUCACUGUUAGGACUCAGACCUUCAA
Tarenaya hassleriana is the source of this 1291-nucleotide messenger RNA. RefSeq lists its product as uncharacterized. The transcript has 7 exons. Lineage: Eukaryota; Viridiplantae; Streptophyta; Magnoliopsida; Brassicales; Cleomaceae. The record is from RefSeq and is a predicted model, not a curated record. Bases 209 to 1165 code for a protein of 318 amino acids.